AUGGAAGGUAGACGAACUAUAUCGACUGAAAACAAUGACAAGAGUCAAGAGAUACAGACCUUUCAGAACGAGGAUGGUACUGUGAGUAGCUACUUUGACAAGCGGAAAGUGCGGAUCGCGCCGCGGUCAACGUUGCAGUUCAAGAUAGGUCCGUCAUUCACGCCGAAGGUUGAGUAUAAUGUGGUGCUAGAUGCGCGGACGGGGAAAAAGGUGGAGUUGGAAAUCAGGCCACGGAUAGAUAGAGGGUUUGAUUUCAUUGAAAACGAGUGGAUUGGGUACAAGCGCAACUACUUUACCGUGGUGAGUGCGUUUGACACGCCGCACAUGUCACUAGAGCAGUUUCUCCAGGGUACGUACGAGAUUCGCCCAGAGCAUAGCCACCAGCGGCUGCGCGUAAAGUACUUUGCCGUCAAGCUCGUGGCAAAAUGCAUUGAAGACCAGUCUCAGAUCAAUCUUGUGCAGCACACGGCGAAGCGCGACAAGGGUCCUCAAUUUGCGCCGCCCAUCCACCCGCUUGUGCCUGCGCCACUCCCAAACCACCAGAUGAUCCGCGAAGCAUCCAAUGUGAGGAACGAGUCCAAAAUGAAGAAGUUUGACCACGAUUUUUUCCUUCAUCGAGAUCGUAUAUUGCAGGAUUUCGAUGAGGGUUGUAUUAUUUAUACGUAUCCCCACGACACGAUCAAGAAGGUUGCUAGGUACGAGAGGAUCCAAUUCGCGUCUUCCAUCACAGUCAAGAAACCGACACAACAGAGUAAGCACUUUGUUUUGCAAUUGGUCUUAGGUUGCUGCAUUGACGGCAACCAUAUAAAUAGAGACAGCAACAGUGAAUACUACAAUUUGGAUACGUAUGACCAAGACGCGGAUACUACAUUCAUUCCGAUCCUUAUGAAGCAAACGCCAGCCUUAAUCAUACGGGGUAGGUCUCCAUCGAAUUAUCCGCAGCAAAUUAAGACUUUGGCAACGAAAGAGGAAACGAUCCUCGCGGAGGCCAGCAAUGGCAACAUUCCGAUGCCAGCGGAACCCAAACAUAUGAAGAGAGGUCGGAAGAAGAAGGAGUAUAUUGAAGAUGAUGAUGACCUUGAUGAUGAUGAGCCAAUCAUUAGUGAACGAAGCAACAAAAAGGAACGGAGAAUUGAGAGGAAUUCGGUUAUUUCAGGUAGCAAUGGCAUGCAAAAAGGGCACGACGAGCAGCUGACCUACAUUGAAGGCGUAAAACGUAAAAUAGUACCUCUUGUAUUGCAGAGUUCAUUAACAGCUAGAGAUCUAGAGCUCCUGCCGAAGACCUCUAUGCUCUCUGCUUUACACAAUAGCCUCGAGGCAGAUACCACGCCUUCUUUCCAUCUUUCUCCACUGAAUGACUAUGAUGUUGAGCUACUGUCCAUCCAGUACGACCCGUUCAAUCUAGAAAACCACCCAUAUGAACAACCACAGCCGCAGUUGUCAUUGCAGCCCGAACCUUCAAAUCACUUGACAGAAGGUAUACUUUUGGGUCCUAUAGAAAACCGGAAACGCAAGUUAUCCAAUAAGUCCAGUAUAUCCUUACUAUCCGAAGGCAAGGCAAAGCUUUCUAAAAAAAAUACAAUGGCAGUAACUACAACAGCGGCUUCACAUUCAAGCGCUAGCAGCGUUAGCUUUUCCACGUUUCAUAGCUUUGCGCCGAUGUCUAGGGAGUAUCAACAUCAUGGGUCAGCAGCAACUAAUAAUUUCCUCAUUAAACACAUUUCACCUUCUCAACAGAAUCAACAGGGUAGUAAUGAUAUUCCGAGAUCGACUCCUCACGUGAACAACCCGAUGGAUAUUUCAUUUUGCUUGAACAUCGAGGAGUUGCCAUCAUCUAGACAAAGGCCAUAUUCUGGAAAACGCGGCAUUGUAACAGCAGGAGGUAAUAGCAAACCAUCAGAGCUUUUAAAUUCUAGUGAUUUCCUCGAUGAACCUAGCUUCUUUCGUCAUUAG
Messenger RNA from Eremothecium gossypii ATCC 10895, 1953 nucleotides. RefSeq names its product transcription factor NDT80 (gene NDT80). The coding region runs from base 1 to 1953 and encodes 650 amino acids. The record is from RefSeq and is marked provisional. The transcript has a single exon. Gene Ontology annotation, molecular function: DNA-binding transcription factor activity; DNA binding. Gene Ontology annotation, biological process: meiotic cell cycle; positive regulation of transcription by RNA polymerase II. Lineage: Eukaryota; Fungi; Ascomycota; Saccharomycetes; Saccharomycetales; Saccharomycetaceae. Gene Ontology annotation, cellular component: nuclear chromosome.